AUGGCAGCGGCCGCCAGCUCACGCGACUCAGGUGAGCUCGAGCUAGCUGAUGGCACGCGUUCGAGCAUGCCUGUGCCCAGUACAUCGACGGGAUCGACCGACGAGGGCAGCAGUAAGGGCAGCUCUCAUUCUGCUCAUUCCCGCCAGAACAGGCGUGCUACUAAGCGACCUCGUCUGUCUGUACCUACUCAGGAUGUAUACGACGACAUCGACGGUGCAACGAGGAUAUUCAUGCUUCAAUCUCAAUCGGAACGGUCGACCGCCCUCAAAUUGGCCCGCGCUGCUCUCCUGAGCAAGCCCGUCGAGCCCAUUCGCGGCAAAUCUCAUCGGUUGAUGAGCACGGAUGAGGAAGACAGCUCAGGAGACGAUGUCGUGCCUCUGAAGACGACGCCGAAGAGGAUUAGACCGGCAGAAAUCACUCCUCCGCCGGCAUUUUCUCGUGAUCUCAAGUCGUCUGCUCGUCCUGCUGUAUCUGCGCAGCCAGCCGACUCGCACACGACAACCAUCACUUCGUCAUCUCCGGUUCAAUCUAGCCAGAGGUCAAGCAAAGGAACGCAGAGGACGACAACUCUAUCGCCACAGAUGGAACGUGACGACUGGCGGCCCUCUGUGUCUCGUGCACGACGUCGCGCCAGUGUCGCUGCUCAGUCGAGUACACCUACUGCUACCUCACAGAAGACCACGCCGUAUGUCGACUCGACCAUUGACCUGUAUCCGCUCCUAUCGCCUGAUAUCACCCUGCCGCCGCCAUUGCCUCAGACUCGUCUUGCCAUAGCUACGCCCACCAAGAAAGGCAAACACGCUCACAGCAGAUCUCCUCUGGUUGAUCUCAGCCAAUCAAGCCAGGCCAGUGUAAUGGUGCUCUCACCUGGCCCCAGUCUGUCGCCCAGACGCCUCAAACCCAGUGAUGCUGUAGCAAAGGGCAAAGAGAAUCAAGGCGCGGAAGCCAGAGGUCAAUGCCCCGUUUGUAACGACUGCUUUCCGGUAUCACAGCUUCAGGCACAUACAGAGGCAGAGCUAGCGAUGAGCGCUGCCCUCUCAUCGGAGGAUGAGUAUGGGACCGGAACCUCUGCACAGGCUGCCCCACCGCCGAAACUCGUCAAGCAGAGUCAACUCGCAAUAGCUAAUGAUCGCCUAGCUUUCAAGCCGACUAACGUGGCGAUCUCGCCGGCCAAAGGCACCAGCGUAGCCAAAUUGCCAGCAUCUAGAGCAGUCAGGCGGCAGAUUACAAAAGUCACGACAGAUGAUACGCUCCUGCGCGAUCUCCAGUUCUCGGACAACGAUGAGGCACCUUUGACCCCGCCUCGUCCUAUGCAAAGAUCGAACAAGUCCAAUGCUGCAAUUGCUCCUGGUCAAUCUGCCGAAGACUUCAUGCGCUCAGCUCUGGAGUCUCCUCUGUCCGGCGUUCCCGCUCUCUCCAAUCUCAGCCCAAGGAAACGAGACAGGUAUCGAGCGAUGUUCAAGCCGAGGGGCCAAGCAGAACGAGGGGAGGACAGCGAAGAUGAGCCGCCCGUUCCCAAGUCGCAAGCGUCCCGUGGCAAGACCAGAAUGGCCAAGCCGAAAGCCUACAAAUCCUGGCCAAAAGCACGCGGGAGAGGUAGAGGCACGAGUCGGCGCAAGUGA
Molecule: messenger RNA, 1623 nt
Organism: Mixia osmundae IAM 14324
Lineage: Eukaryota; Fungi; Basidiomycota; Mixiomycetes; Mixiales; Mixiaceae
Exons: 2
Coding region: 1-1623 (540 amino acids)
Source: RefSeq, a predicted model, not a curated record